Messenger RNA from Exophiala oligosperma, 1580 nucleotides. RefSeq lists its product as uncharacterized. The transcript is spliced from 8 exons. Gene Ontology annotation, molecular function: transmembrane transporter activity. Lineage: Eukaryota; Fungi; Ascomycota; Eurotiomycetes; Chaetothyriales; Herpotrichiellaceae. Gene Ontology annotation, cellular component: membrane. The record is from RefSeq and is a predicted model, not a curated record. Bases 1 to 1500 code for a protein of 499 amino acids. Gene Ontology annotation, biological process: transmembrane transport.
AUGGCUGACCUAGUAUCCGGGGACUCCAAAGAGUCGAUCAAAGGGGUGCAAGCUUGCCCUGAGCCAAUUGAUCAUUCCAUCUCCAACGGCGACACGGACUGGACUGUUGCUGAAGAGACAGCGGUUCGGAGAAAGUUCGAUCUUGUGGUCACACCUUUGUGCACCGUUCUCUACCUGUGCUGUGCUAUUGACCGCUCGGCCAUCGGAAAUGCCAAGAUCGAAGGUAUGGGGGAUGACAUCGGCCUUGUGGGCUAUCAGUACAACAUCGUCCUGACGAUAUUUUUUUGCAUGUAUCUGAUGGUCGAGGUCCCCAGCAAUAUCAUUCUGAAGAGCGUCGGUCCAAAGUGGUAUCUUCCCGGCCUAACCUUUGCUUUUGGGCUUGUGUCCCUCUGCACCGCCUUUGUCGAGUCAUACGCCGGACUGGCCGUCGCCCGGGCAUUCCUUGGUAUCUUCGAGGGCGGUGCCAUGCCGGCGGUCGCGUUCAUACUCAGCUGUUUCUACAAGAAGAAAGAGCUGUUUCUGCGCAUGUCCUUCUUCAUCGCGUCGAGUUCGUUGGCAAACUCUUUCGGAGGCCUCUUGGCCGCAGGUUUGUCGGAGAUCCCGCGAUGGGGUUCGCCCUCGGCGCCCUUGCACACGUGGCGGAACAUUUUCUUCUUCGAGGGUCUGAUGACGAUGAUGAUUUCUGCGUCGGCCCCCUGGUUCCUACCCCAGGGCCCGGCGACUGCAAGUUUUCUGACGCCGCGACAACGCUACAUCGCCGCCGAGCGCAUGUACCGCGAGAUCGCAGCGCAUCCAAAACAACGUGUCGGCUGGAAACACGUCAGGUCUGCCAUUUUCAAUGUUCACACACAGGUCUGUGCGUGGACAUUCUUCUGCUCAAACGCAGCGGUUCAGAGCUUCGGUGCCUUUGUCCCCAGCAUUCUUCGAGCCUUUGGCUGGACUUCCACCGAGGCCCAGCUCAAAUCGGUGCCGCCGUAUCUGGUUGCGUGCGUAUGCACGGUCGCUCUGGGCUGGGCCAGUGACCGGGUGGGUCAGAGAGGCAUCUUCAUUGCCGGGGUCCUGCCCACUGCCAUUGUCGGCUUCGCCAUGCUGCGUUGGACGGACAGCGCGUCGGCCAAAUACGCUGCGGUUUUCUUGAACGCCAUCGGGUGCUUCGCAGCGAGUGCGGGUAUGUUGAGCUGGGGGAUCAAUAACGCUGGGAACCCCGCGGCUGCAGCUGUAGCUGGAGGUUACAUCGUGGCCAUCGGUACCAUCGGAGGCGUUGUCUCCACAUGGACUUAUCUCCCGAGCGAUGCUCCCGACUACCACAAAGGCCACACCAUAUUCUUCGGCUUGAUGCUGUUCUGCUUUGCAUUGUCCCUGCUUGGUAUUGCCCACUGUGUGUACGAGAACCGCCUCCGGGCGAGUGGAAAGCGAGAUCACCGCCUGGACGGGGUAACAAGUGACGAAGCUAAGAUGAAUAAAGGCCACAAGAAUCCGGAAUUUCGAUAUAUGUUGUGAGUUCUUUGUGGGACAAGCAGCCGAUAGAGAAUGCGAAGUAGUGGACGACAGUCAUGAUCUGGCGUUACGCACCUCAGCGG